Molecule: messenger RNA, 1236 nt
Organism: Alternaria alternata
Lineage: Eukaryota; Fungi; Ascomycota; Dothideomycetes; Pleosporales; Pleosporaceae
Exons: 2
Coding region: 1-1236 (411 amino acids)
Source: RefSeq, a predicted model, not a curated record
AUGAAGUACGCACUAAUCUUCGCUGCCACUGCAGCUGCCUACGAGGCCUACGGCGGAUACGGUGCGGAUGUGGAGUCCAGCUCGGCUGUCAAGCCUAGCACUUCCGCAAAGCCUAUCGGAUACACCACCAUCGUCCCAGGCUAUGGCAAGCAGCCGGUCACUGUGACCACCCAGCACCAGCCGUACCCAACCUGCGUUUCUCCUGCCUACGGCGGUAAGGAUUGCGCCAAGUGGGAUGAGGACGCCUACGUGUCGACUGUGAUCAAGGACUACGACAACAACUACGCUACAAUCACCAAGACUGCGCAACCUGUCGUUGUCUACCAUACCAAGAAGACUAUCACCCACUCCGCCACUGCCACAAGCGGCUACGCUGCGCCCACCGGCGUUGCCUACAAGAACGGCACUGAGGGUUGCUGGUACGAGUUGUACGAGAAGAUCGAGGAGGUGCCAUACAACCAACUUGGUCCUCACGCACUUCCCGGAUACCCCGGCUCCGGUCUCUACAAGGAGGGCGAGAAGAAGCAGCCCGUUAACGUCAAGGAGUACAAGGGCGGAAAGUGGUCUGAGUACGUCCACGAGUACUCCUACGGCACUCCCAAGCCUGAGGUCACCACCUACGAGAAGCCCGGUGUCUACACAAUCCCUAGCAAGGAUGUCACUAUUGACCACCCUGUCACCUACCCAGCUGAGGCUACCAAGACUGCGAAGGCUGGUGAGACAUGCACCUACGGAGGUCAGUCCAUCGAAGCCAAGCAGACCGGUUACAUCACUGGUGCUUAUGCUGCUUAUGAGACAAAGGUCAACGGUGGUAAGACCGUGACUGAGACCGUGAUCAAGCACACCACAAUCUAUGCCUCUACCACUGGCAACUACGAGGUCGCAAAGCCCACAACCACCGUGUACGACCAUGACACCGAGGUCGCAUACCCAACUGCUAAGCACUACGAGGCGGGUGUUUACCACCACGAGGCUCAGACUGUCACUAUCACCAAGCCCGGACAGGCCUACACUUGCGAGUACGAGCAGACCAAGAAGCACGAAGCUACCUCGACACCCAAGAAGAGCACCGACCACUCGGCCUACCCUACCUCUAGCAGCGACAAGCCUUCCGCUACUCCUUACGUUCCCGCAGCUUACCAGCCUGCCCCUGCUGAGGGCUACAGCAAGCCCCAGACUGGCUACGCUAAGCGUGGUGGAUUGAACGAGCGUCGCAAGAUCGCUGCUGCGAACUAG